Molecule: messenger RNA, 1251 nt
Organism: Charadrius vociferus (killdeer)
Lineage: Eukaryota; Metazoa; Chordata; Aves; Charadriiformes; Charadriidae
Gene: CPSF7
Product: cleavage and polyadenylation specific factor 7, 59kDa
Exons: 9
Coding region: 4-1251 (415 amino acids)
Biological process (GO): mRNA alternative polyadenylation
Cellular component (GO): mRNA cleavage and polyadenylation specificity factor complex
Molecular function (GO): mRNA binding
Source: RefSeq, a predicted model, not a curated record
AAUAUGUCCGAGGGAGUGGAUCUGAUCGAUAUAUACGCCGACGAGGAGUUCAACCAGGACUCUGAAUUCAGUAAUGCUGAUCAGAUGGAUCUGUACGACGACGUGUUAGCAGCCAGCUCGCAGCCCGCCGAAAGCCGCACCAGCAGCUCGGAGCCGCCCCCGGAGAUCCGCCAGGAGCCGUCCCCCAAGCCCAACAGCAAAUCUCCCGCCAUCCUGUACACGUACAGCGGGCUGCGCAACAAGAGAGCUGCCGUCUACGUGGGCAGCUUCUCCUGGUGGACAACUGACCAACAGCUGAUCCAGACCAUCCGCUCGGUCGGUGUCUACGACGUAGUGGAGCUGAAAUUCGCAGAGAACCGAGCCAAUGGCCAGUCGAAAGGGUACGCAGAGGUGGUUGUCGCCUCUGAGAACUCAGUCCACAAACUCCUGGAGCUCCUGCCCGGCAAAAUCCUCAACGGGGACAAGGUGGAGGUGAGGCUGGCAACCCGGCAGAACCUGUCACAGUUCGAGGCGCAGGCUCGCAAACGUGUGCCACCGAGGGCUCACUCCCGGGACUCCGUGGACUCGUUGGACGGCCGCGCCACGCCGACGGAGAAUGCUUUGCCACCCGCCCGCUUGGAGAAACCCCCCUCCGUCCUGCCUUUUUUCAACCGCCCCCCCGCCGCCGUGCCACCCCCGGGGGCUGUCCCCCCUGCCCUGCACCUCAAUCCUGCCUUCUUCCCCCCACCCAACGCGGCCCUGGGUCCUCCACCGGACACCUACGGCAAGGCCAUGGCCCCCUACAACCACAGCAGCCGGGAGCUCGGCCCACCACCUCCCCCUGUGAGCGAAGUGGAGUUUGAGGAGAUCAUGAACAGGAACCGGGCGAUUUCCAGCAGCGCUAUUUCCAAGGCAGUGUCCGGUGCCAGCGCAGGCGAUUACAGCGACGCCAUCGAGACCCUCCUCACGGCCAUCGCCGUCAUCAAACAGUCCCGCGUCGCCAAUGACGAGCGCUGCCGCGUCCUCCUCUCGUCCCUCAAAGACUGUCUGCACGGCAUCGAAGCCAAAUCCUACAGCACGAGCGCCAGCAGCAGCUCCUCCAGGAAAAGACACCGAUCUCGGGAGCGCUCUCCCAGCCGGUCCCGCGAAAGCAGCCGGCGACACCGGGACCUUCUCCACAGCGAGGAUCGGCACGAGGACUAUUUCCAGGAGCGGAACCGGGAGCAUGAGCGACAUCGGGACAGGGACAGAGAGAGGGACCGGCACCACUGA